GACGACCAGCAGCACUUUGAACUUUGUUUCCUGCUUUCAAAUGAAGCCUCAGUUCAACAUGUGAAAACAGUUUGCAGUGGUUAAAUCCUGGUUGGCUCCUCCUCCAUGUGUCUCUGACUCGUCCUCAAAGCCUGUUCACUUUUCUUUUCCUGGUUAAAAGCAGCUGAGUGACGACAGGAAGUGAUCAAACUAAAGUGUCAUCAAACAGCUGAGUUACUGUUGAAUCGUUUUCUCUCAUAUUUAAUGAUCCACUGUGAAACAUCUGUGACAAAACAUUUCAGUUUCAAUGGGCCUGAAACAAACCUGCAUUUAUUCACAACUUCAGACGGCAACACGUUCUUACACAGGACAGAUACCACAGUGUGAUACUGCAGCACAGCAGCACCAGUAGAGAUGUCCCAGCAGCACCAGUAGAGUCCAGAGUGGAGGUGUGUGUGAUGCAGCUAUAGUGUUUGAGCGUCAGGAUGGAGAUCCUAGUGGCCAAGCUGCUAGGCCUGCUGGGCCUAUUUGGCCUCAUGCUGGCGGGCGUUCUGGUCCCAGUGCGUCUCCUGCUGGUCGACUACGACAAGGCGCACAGAUACAGGAGGGCUCUGUCUCUGUGUAACUCGUUCGGAGGAGGCGUGUUCCUGGCAACAUGCUUCAACGCUCUGCUGCCUGCCGUCAGAGACAAGGUGGCCGACGUGUUCACGCAGCUGAAGAUCAGCAGCGACUAUCCUCUGGCUGAGACGAUGAUGAUGCUCGGCCUCUUCCUCACCGUGUUCGUGGAGCAGGCCAUCCUCACCUUCAGGAAGGAGAAACCGUCCUUCAUCGACCUGGAGACAUUCAAUGCCGGCGGCUCCGAGGCCGGCAGCGACUCAGAGUACGACACGCCUUUCAUCUCCCCGGCGCGGGGCUCACCGGUCAGCAGCGGUCACCAUUCCCACGGACACCAUCACGGACACUUCAGCCCUGCUGAGCUGGCGGGGGCGGGGCCUCUGCGUCUGGCCAGCCUGGUUCUGGCUCUUUCGGCUCACUCGGUGUUCGAGGGCCUGGCGCUCGGCCUGCAGGAGGAUGGAGCCAAGUUGGGCAGCCUCUUCCUGGGCGUGGCCGUGCACGAGACGCUGGCCGCUGUGGCACUCGGUGUGAGCGUGGCCAAAGCGUCACUCAGCAUGAAGGACGCUGUCAAGCUGGGCGUCACGGUCAGCCUGAUGAUCCCGCUGGGCAUGGUGGUCGGGAUGGGCAUCGAGUCGACGCAGACGCUGGCGGGCAGCGUGGUGUCAGUGGUGCUGCAGGGACUCGCCGCCGGCACCUUUCUGUUCGUCACCUUCUUUGAGAUUCUGUCCCGAGAACUGGACGACAAACAGGACCGGCUGCUCAAAGUGCUCUUCCUCAUCCUCGGCUACACUGCACUUGCUGCACUCGUCUUCAUCAAGUGGUGACACACAGGAAGUGCUCUGACACACACAGCAAUACCAAAGGAAAACUCAUAACUCCACAAAGGCAGCAGAGUCCAGCUGUGAGAGGCGGAAACAUCUGGAACAGCUGUGUCUGUGAUGUAGGCAGAAUCAGGCAGGGUUUGUCGGCUGCAGUUUUUAAAUUUGGCCCUUCUCCCUGCUCAGCAACACCAGAAGUGGUUGCUGUUUCACCUCGCUGUAUUUGUGUUUUCAUUAUGGACGUAUCAGCAGGAGGUCACGCACCACUGCCCAAAAGCUGGCGCCCAGAAACAUCCCGAACACAACAGAGGAAUAAAAUCCAGGCAGAGGGCAGAGUCUCUGCAGAUAAACACACCGUCACUGACCUCCUGUGGUUUAACUCCUCAUGUGGCGGCGGUGAUGUACAGGUGUACUCCAGCAGACUGUGACAUCACUGAUGGGUGUUUUUACAGGUGCAACAAACUGCCUCUUGCUGGUGAAAAUCUGGACCUGCAGCAGGUCAGAGCUUCCUGUGGAAUUUUCUUGUAAACAGAGUUUUUGACUAAAACUGGUCGUGUUCCCUCGAGGCCACGCCUGUGUCUCUGACGUUCACCCCAAAGAACUUUUUUUUCCCCUUAUAAAUAAAAAACUCUUAAAGAUACAUUAAAAAAACACGUUAACAUUAUUUUUGACUACAGAAAGAAUAAAAGUGGUUUUAGUCGGACAUUAUUUGUUACAGACCUCCAGGGAAUAGUUUACAUCAUGACUGGGAACUGAACUCCACACUGUAGGACCCUGUUAGUUUUUCCAAAUUUGGUGUUUGAAGUUCGUUAAAAUGCAGGUCGGAGCUGCUAAAUGGAGCGAAAUGUAGUGACAUAAUAAUUUGAGAAUUGGAGACUUUUUUAAAAGUGAACCUGUUUGUUCUCUGUAUCGAGAUUUAAAAGCGGUGUGUGCAACAUUCAGAGCAUAUCAGUGAUUCACACAUGGCUGAGCUCGCAGCGAGAAGCUAACGGUGCUAACAACAGCAGCAGUGCUGAAAGAGCUAACGGUGUUAGUCUGGGGGAACUGGAGGGUGGGCGCUACGCCUCCACGACAACACGUUAUCAGCAGUAACCACCCUGUGAGCACAGUGCAGAGCAGCGGUGAUGAGCCAGCCAGUGGGAAACGCACAAGGGACGGGCCGAAAAUGUGCAUGGAUUGGCCGGGUGGAGGAGGGCUCGGGCUGUGGGAAAAAUAAAUAUUAUUUGCUUAUGUAUUUUUGAAAUAAAUAAUAUAAAAACGUGCAGCUAAGGAAAGAAGCAGAGGGAGCAGCCAAGCACUGAGCUGAGCUCUGUCCUUCCUCUCGGUCGGAGUGGGGAGCUUCUCUGGCGGGGAAAUACGGUGAUAUUUAGUGCUUUUAUUGGCGGGUCGGCUGAGUGUGUCAUGUGAUAAUCUUGGACGGACUGGGUUCAGGAUUUAGCUCACACGGGUCAGUUCAGUUCAGGUUGUAAUUUUUCGGCCCGUUUAAAACUCUAGCGUUAACGUGCACAUGCGUCCGGACCGUCAGAGCACAGAGAAGCUCGACAGCAAACAGUUGCUUAUCAAUGCUCUGAAUGUCGUACACAGAACCUUUAACUGAGCUUUAAUGUUGCAGCUACAUUUAUACACUGCUGGGUAGAUUAAUAUAUAAUAAUACGUGAUUAUUUAUUUGUUUAUCAUAUUUUGUAUCAGUAAUCUGAAUCUAAAGUGCAGUAGAAAGUACAGUGUUUCCUCUGAGAUGUGAUGGAGUAGAAAUAUAAAGUGGAAAUACUCAAAUAAAGUAAAUCAAAAUUGUUCUUCA
Molecule: messenger RNA, 3210 nt
Organism: Epinephelus fuscoguttatus (brown-marbled grouper)
Lineage: Eukaryota; Metazoa; Chordata; Actinopteri; Perciformes; Serranidae
Product: zinc transporter ZIP3-like
Exons: 3
Coding region: 465-1418 (317 amino acids)
Biological process (GO): zinc ion transmembrane transport
Cellular component (GO): plasma membrane
Molecular function (GO): zinc ion transmembrane transporter activity
Source: RefSeq, a predicted model, not a curated record